This is a messenger RNA of Aspergillus ibericus CBS 121593, 1148 nucleotides long. Its product is annotated as Ac45/VOA1 transmembrane domain-containing protein. Gene Ontology annotation, biological process: (1->6)-beta-D-glucan biosynthetic process; fungal-type cell wall biogenesis. The transcript is spliced from 5 exons. The coding region runs from base 79 to 939 and encodes 286 amino acids. The record is from RefSeq and is a predicted model, not a curated record. Lineage: Eukaryota; Fungi; Ascomycota; Eurotiomycetes; Eurotiales; Aspergillaceae. Gene Ontology annotation, cellular component: endoplasmic reticulum membrane.
CCAACAUCAUUCAUUCCUCCCGGGAGGUUCUCUAGAUAACCGUUCGCUUUGUUUGAUAGCUACAUCUAUUCUACCACCAUGCGUUUGGGAACCUUCUCGCUGCUCGCUCUGGGAGCGACCUCGGCGAGCGCACUCCGCGAUACCUCUCCCUUUUUCCUUGCAUCGACCUCCGAGGUCCUUUCCACGUCGGCACACGUCAAGACCGCACCCUCCAUACUAGAAGAUCUUUCCACCGGGCUAAGCGGUUGCCCUUCCGACUACUAUGUCAUCGCUUCUCAGCCCGGUGUGCAUAGCACUGACUUUGCUGCCCGCAAGUCUGCACCGCGCCUGGGCGCAAAGAUGACGGGGAAGGACAAGGCGAUCCGGUCAAAGAUGAUCAUCAAUGAGGUUGUGGGUGCGCUGGAAGCGAAGGAAAUCCAGAAGUUGCUCGAGAAGGAGUGCGGGGCCGAGUCGACUGUGGUCGAUGCUUCCUCUGGUACUUUCUCUGCCGACUUUGGUGAGGAGCCGCGCGUUAUCCUCAUUGACUUCCCUGUUCUGCCUCUGGGCUCUGAGCGGAAACACCAGCUUCUAGACAAUGAUGGUCUGCUCUCUGAUGUCAUUGAGCGACUCCCAGCGUCGAAGGGCUACACGAUCCUCUAUGUCACUUCACCCAAGGAAUCUGAAAACUCGGGUGCCGAUUUCUACCAGUCGGAGGAGGACCCCAUCCAUAUGGACCUCAAGCGCGACUACUCCGCUCAUGGUAGUCAGGUUACUGCGUCCAACAAGACGCUCUUCCAAGAAUACCAGUUCCUCACCCCAGGCCUUUGGAUGGGAUUCCUUGCGACCCUCGUUUUCCUGAUUAUCUUGUAUGUUGGAUUGGCCGCUCUUAGCAGCCUGGAGGUGCCCUAUGCAGCGUUCGAAAAAGAUACGUCCGCGAGCGUGCAAAAGAAGCAGCAGUGAUUCAAGGUUGUGCUUCCAAGCCCUUGUCACUCGGGUUGCUUUUCUUCCAUACCUUGCUAUGCUAUGAAUAGGCUGUAUGUCAGUGAACCGGCGUUGACUUCUUUGUGGAAUCUAUCAUAUUGUACAAGUGCAUACUACCCCCUGCGUGUCUGUUGUGGGCCUACCUACCACCAUCUGAUCACGAAUUCAUGACAAAUCCUGGUGUUCCC